UGUGUGUGUGUGUGUGUGUGUGUGUGUGUGUGUGUGUGUGUGUGUGUGUGUGUGUUUCAUCCACGCUUCAGUGUUCAAUUAGAAAGUGCAUUACAGAGAGAACCUCAUUUUGCACCAGUGAACAUCUCUGCCUGCCUCGUCCUGACAGCUGCUUUAAGACUGGCAUGAGCAGAAGAUCGAAAGGUGAUAAAUCAGAAAUGUGUGACCAUCAAGAAAAAAACAAGAGCAAAAAGCCAGAUGUCAAAGGUCACGCAAUGAAGCAGCACCACUCCAGACAGGACCAUCGUCAUCCCCAUCAUAAUCAUAUUCAUCAUCAUCAUUCCCACCAGUCAGACGACGACGACUCCCAGGACACACGUUCCACAGCAGAAGACAGCUUGCUCAGUGAUCAUCAGCGUUCUUUUCACCAUUACCACCGCACCCCCCGCCAUCGCCGGCUCUCUCUUUCCGAAACGUCUUUCACGUCUUCAUUCGGAUCCUCCUCGUCCUCUUCAUCGACAUCGACCUCAUCUUCUUCGUCUUCCUCAAUCUCUCACUCCUCCUCCUCCUCGUCGGCAUCUUCCUCCAGUCUGUCAUCCGAGAGCAGCAGCGAAGGUUCUGGAAAACUUCUCCUUAGGAGGCCUCAGCACUCCUUGUCUUGCACGGACAUUUCAAGGAAGCCCAAGUCUGUCCAGGACGCUUCGAUCGGUCAAGCAGAUUGUUUACCGAAGCAGAAAUCCAAGUCUUCCGACAACGGCGCUCAGAAGAAGACACAAAAGAAUGCGAUUAUUUCAGCAAAUGAUGGCAAUUUCCGCAAAUCCAAAUCGAUGGAGGCGCUCACUAGCCGCACGGAAGGAGAAGAAGACGCCAGCGAAGAUGAAAAAGAACUGGAAAAAAGAAAAAUCCUAGUCAAACAAAAUUUAUUGAAAGAGAAAAUGAAGUUCUCCGCCUUCCUCAAUGAGAUCACCCGACAGGUGUUGAGCCCAAUGAGACUCAGCACCUUAGGGGUGACGGAUGCACAGAAACAAACAGGAUCCGUCAAAUCCGGGAAGUCGGAGAACAACCAGAGGAGUCGACCUGUCAGCGCCGACUCUGCCAGCUCCAGCACUCAGCUGCCCAAGUCCAAAUCCUCCCACCAGCAUCGCCGCCGUCACUCGCCGGACCCCGGCGAGCACAUGCAGCCCAGACCCAAAAGCUGCCCGGAAAGACGUUCGUCACGGUCGCAAACUUCUCAGCAUCACUCCAAUUCCCCGUCUUGUAAACGCCACCAAGGGAAUCGUCGUCAGCAUCACCGUGGCGACUCCAACGGUUAUCGUCAUCGCGACGCAAGUCCUCACCGCCAUCACAGAUACUACAGUCCUGUCUUUUCCGACUAUGGAGACCACGAUGGUUCCACUCAUCAUCAUCGCCAUCGCCAUGAAGACAAACAUGAUGGCGAGCGAUACAGCCCGGAUGAUCACCAUCGUCGCCAAGACUCUUCUGCUCGACACCACAAUGACCAUAAUUUCCAUUAUCGCCAUGGAGAUCACUAUUUUACCUCUCGUCCCCGUGACGAGCACCACGACCGAACCCCGUCUCAUCAUGAGCUUCACAGCAGGGCAUCAUCACAGCACCAUGACAACCACUUAAAUACAAAACGUCCCGUUACGCCACGUCGAGACUACAGAGACCGCCUCUACCCUAAACAUCACCACCGGGGUGACCAACAUGGCUUUGCUCCGCGUCACAAUUCCGAGGAGCAACAUCAUCACGGUGAUCAACAACAAAGUGCCAUCCAUCACCAGCAUCCACACCAGCGAGGUCAGGCUAAAGAUCACCAUGGAGACCACCGCAGUUCAGGUCGUCAGCAUCAUCAUCAUCAUCAUCAUGGAAACCACCAGAGUCUAAACCAACAUCAUCACCACGGAGAUGACCUCAGCGAGGAGCAGCAGCCUGAUGACGAGGAAAGUUUGUGUCAUAAGCACCGGCAGGGCGAUGAUAACCAUCACCAUGGAAACAAACACGUUCAGCAACACCGUGAAAACCAGCUCCAUCAACACAGUCAUGGAGAACGCCACCAUAGGGACCACCACAGUCCAAACAGUAGAGAUCAACACAAUCACAACAGUCAUCAAGAGCAUGAAGAACACCAAAGCCUGCACCAUCCUGAGUCACAGCAAAACAAAGCCCAACCAAAAAACAACAACAAGGACCCCCACACUGAUGUUAAAAGUCUGCCUGCACACCAGAAGAACUCAAGUAGGAACAGCAGCAGCUUCUGCAGUCAAGAAGAGGAGCAAACUGACUUCACCGGACCUUCAAUACCACAAGAAAGGACACGUGAAACGGGAAAGAUGAUGCUCCUCCAAAAAGACAGUGAAGGUCUCCACCAGAGUUUGUUGAACUCAGCAGUCCCGAUGGAAUGUUUUGGAGAAUUCCUAAGCGGCCAAAAGCUUCUAGAAGAGGAGCUCCAGAGGACGCGUCUGGAAUUGAGCAACCUUACAGAGAAUUUUAAAAUCCUUCAUGAGAACUGUUCAUCCACACAACAGACAAACAACCUUCUAGAACAAAAGCUUAACUCUGUGACUCAGAGUAUGGAAGGGGAGCGUGAGAGGUUAAGCAGACGUAUUUCAGCAUUGACGGAACAACUAGCAGGUGCCACAUUUUCUAACGAUGUGGACGGAUUUAAUGUAAAGUCUGUGUUGAUCAAAAGCAACGACCAUUUUCAUCGGGAUGAUGCCAUCAUUCAGGGGAUCCUCCCCAUUGCCCCUCCUCCCAUCCAAUUCAUGGACAGUCAAAACUAUGAAAAGGUCAAAGCAGGAGGCCAGGAGCAAAGUCUAGGAUCGGUUCCAGAGGAGGAGGAGUCAGACUGGUCAGAAAUGGGGGAAGACAUCCCGCGAUUUCUACUGAACAGAGGCCAAGCAUGGCGGCACAGGGAAGGAGACGUGGACAAAGACAGCGAGUCGGGUGGUGAGGAAAUUGCUCGACGCCACUCUCCUCGACCUCUGCAGAUACCCCAUCUCCAGUUCACGAUUCACAACGAGAUUUUACCCAUCGCGCCAACCAAUGCAUGCCCCUCCGGCAUGACUGGCGACAGCACAUUUAGGAUCACCACAAGUCAGAAUCUUGGUUCCACGAUUCUGAUCAGGUCGGCCAGCCUGGAGGAAAUCCCUCUCGCAUGCCAGCAAAUGCCAAAAGAGCUGAGAGGCACGGAGGCUAUGAUGGACCUCCACCACCCUGGAGGCGAAUCUGUCGAGGAUCUUGAUAACGAGAUUAUUCAUCAUUGGAGAAUAAGCAACGAAAGGGAUGGGAGGGCAUUGGAGGCAGAAAGCGCUCCGUGUAGUCUGCAGUCAGUCGAACAGAUGCUCAACCACUUCAUGAGCGAGCCAAAGAACAGUGAAGGAAGGUGUCAGGGAUGGACAGGAGGAAUGGCAGAAGAGGUGUUUGGAGGGGAGCAAACACAACUGUGAAGCCACUUUAUUGAGCAUUUUUCUUCAGUGAGGUUUUAAUAAUAAUAAUAAUAAUAAUAACUGGGAUUUAUAUAGCGCUUUUCUAAGUACCCAAAGUCGCUUUACAUGUACAUGUUUACAUGUUGUAAAAGAAAGUGAAACCAAUAGGAGGGGUUAAGAUUGUCACAAACAUACAAACAUCUGCAUCGUUACGUGCAACUGAACAGAAAACAAAGACAUUAAUCAUUAUUUAAUAUAACAUGUUUAUUGUAGCACUAGUUUGCAGUGUAAAUAGAUCAGGACCAUGGAUAGCUGCAAGUACCCAAUACUGUAUCAUCACUUAUGAAUAUUCAUGUGUAGUUAUUAGUUAUAUAUUAAGGCACUGUUGAAUAUCUAAUGCAAACUUGUAAAUGUUAAGCACAGUCUACUAAUCCACCCAACUAAACCAAGCUCAACUAUUUGCCCACAAUAGACCCAAAUGAAGAGACCUGGUUGCCACAUUUGGCUCUACACGCCUUGACGUGCAAGAGGACUAAAGAAAGAAGAAAGACAGUCUAUUAAAAUCUUGUAAAAGUAGCUGUCAUGAUCUGGCAGUUCUGCUGCAGCCUGUCUGCUUUUUGUUGCAGUGCCUGGUUUUCGGGUCACACUUGAUAUUCAUUUCUUCUUGACUACUUAAGUUCUCCAGUUCAUUCACUCGGCGCCAGUAGAUUCCUGAUGGUUAACCCUUCUAGUUGUGUUCAUCUCCUCUGCUCUGGCUCCACUCACGUUUCUCGUUUCUGUGGCUCUGCCACCGGCGCUGCCGUGUAGUGUUGACUGUUUCCUCUCUACAACUUUUGUAUGCGUUUUCCAAUUCUUAAGACCUUUUGUUUGCAUCCUUCGUUGUUUUUCCUCACUCCUUUUUGAAUGUGCUGUUUGUUAUCAUUGUUAUUGUUUCUUCUCUACGUUGGGGUCCUAAAGCCAAUCGUGACAGUAGCCUAACGUUAAAGACGUUUGUGAUAUGCUGUAUGUAGUAAUAGUAUGUUUUGUUUUUGUAAUAGACCUACUGUACAAUUGUAAUAUUAAUAUCAACCUAAUGUGUGGUAAAAUAUGUUUCCUCUGUGAUGUUAAUAAUUAGAGAAUACAGUAUAUAAUACACAAUUGCUUACAUCUGGCCAUGUACUACUAAUACAAUUACAGUCUAACAAAGACACUAUUAAAAUCCACGAUGUGCUUUUUGUAAGCUACUUUUUGAACACAUUCAUUCAUGCCUGAAAAUUAAUAACUUUUUAAUACAAUACCAACACUGUAAAAAUAUUACCAGGCUUCCACAGCAUUUAACAUUGUUUUUUUCAGAAUGAUAUACUGUAAUCAAAAUUUGCUGUAACAUUACAACAAAUUACUGUGAAAAGUAUUAGUUUUGAUUAUUCAAUUAAGUAUCCAUCAAUCCAUCUUUUUCCGCUUAUAGAUCAUGUCUUGGGGGAAGCAACCUAAGCAGAGAAGCCCAGACUUCCCUCUCCCCAGCCACUUCGUCCAGCUCCUCCCUGGCCCAGCUGGGAGACAUAAUCUCCCCAACGUGUCAUGGGUCUUUGCCAUGGCCUCCUACCUAGUUACUUAUUUAAUUAUUAAUCAUUAGUAUGCUGUUAAAACAAGAGAGUAAUUAACUAUAAAAGUACAACUGUGAAUUUAUAGCAUUUAGUUGAAACCUUUUUGUAAUUAACUAAAAUCACAGCUCUGCUGUUACAGUAAAUUGCUGUAAAGAUAAUUCCCAGCAAUUUACUGUAAAUGUUACUGUGAAAGUAAUGCAAUUAUUAGCCAGUACUUUGCUGGAAAUUUAAAAUAAACGGGUUUUUUUUACAGUGAACUGUUCAAGUGGAUAAAAAAAUGUUUUAUUUGCGACAGUGAUUAUGAUGUGAAAUAUAUUCUAAACUUUACCCAUGCAAAAUGUUAUGUCUACAAAUGAUCAAAGAGAACACCUGGAAUAAAAUAAUACAUUAUUGAAAUGGACAGACUUUUUAAUUUGCUUAGCAAACUGGACAAACUAAUUUUCCUUAUUACAUAUGAAUUAUACAUUGUACUCCUCUUUUAGCAUUUCGUAUCUUUUCACUAUUUGUAUGUGAUGUUUAUUGUACUUGUUUGUGUAUAUAUGCAGUAGUUGAUUUCUAAUAGUAUUGCAUUCAAGUGUGUAUCUUAUUACAUAAACCCAAUAAAGAA
This is a messenger RNA of Nerophis lumbriciformis (worm pipefish), 5597 nucleotides long. The record is from RefSeq and is a predicted model, not a curated record. Lineage: Eukaryota; Metazoa; Chordata; Actinopteri; Syngnathiformes; Syngnathidae.